AUGGACCAGAAGGAAGUGGUCCUUCUCCUUCUUUUAUUUCUGAAGUCGGGUCGAGGGGACCCCCUGGAUGACUAUGUAAACACCCAGGGAGCUUCGCUGUUUAGUGUCACAAAGAAACAGCUCGGGGUGGGAAGCACAGACGAAUGUGCCACCAAAUGUGAGGAGGAAACAGAAUUCGUUUGCAGGUCAUUCCAGUACCACAGUAAAGAGCAGCAGUGUGUGAUCAUGGCUGAAAACAGCAAGUCUUCUGGCAUCAUUCGGAUGAGAGAUGUCAUUUUAUUUGAAAAGAAAAUGUAUCUUUUGGAGUGCAGGACCGGGAACGGAAAGAACUACAGAGGGACAACGUCCAAAACGAAAACUGGUGUUGUCUGUCAAAAAUGGAGUGCCAGUUACCCCCACAGGCCUAACUAUUCACCUACCACGCACCCCUCAGAGGGACUGGAGGAGAACUACUGCAGGAACCCGGACAAUGACGAACAGGGGCCCUGGUGUUACACGACGGAUCCGGACAAGAGAUUUGACUACUGCGACAUUCCUGAAUGUGAAGAUGAAUGCAUGCAUUGCAGUGGAGAAACUUACGAGGGCAAAAUUUCCAGGACCAUGUCUGGACUUGAAUGCCAGGCCUGGGACUCUCAGAGCCCACACGCUCAUGGAUACAUUCCUUCCAAAUUUCCAAACAAGAACUUGAAGAUGAAUUACUGUCGUAACCCUGAUGGGGAGCCCCGACCAUGGUGUUUCACCAAGGAUCUCAGCAAACGCUGGGAGUUCUGUAACAUUCCCCGCUGCACAACACCACCACCAUCUUCUGGUCCAACACACCAGUGCCUGAAGGGAAGAGGUGAAAGCUACCGAGGGAAGGUGGCCGUCACCGUAUCUGGGCAUACCUGUCAGCGCUGGAGUGAACAGACCCCACACAAGCACAACAGGACACCGGAAAAUUUUCCCUGCAAAGGUUUGGAUGAAAACUACUGUCGUAACCCUGAUGGAGAAACAGCUCCAUGGUGCUAUACGACCAACAGUGAUGUGAGGUGGGAAUACUGCAAGGUACCAUCCUGUGGGACCUCUCUAGUGUCCACGGAUCAUCUGUACACCACAGCACCACCUGAGCAAACCCCUGUGGUCCAGGAGUGCUACCAGGGUGACGGACAGAGUUAUCGAGGCACAUCAUCCACCACUAUCACAGGAAAGAAAUGUCAGUCUUGGUCGUCAAUGACACCACACCGACAUGGGAAGACACCGGAAAACUACCCAAAUGCGGGCUUGACACUGAACUACUGUAGGAAUCCAGACGCUGAUAAAAGCCCUUGGUGUUAUACCACCGAUCCAAGUGUCAGGUGGGAGUUCUGCAAUCUGAAGAAAUGCACAGAAACAGAAGAUCAUGUCGUGGGUCCUCCGACUAUUGCCCAAGUCCCAAGUGUAGAGACUACCUCUGAACCAGACUGCAUGUUUGGGAAUGGCAAAAGCUAUCGGGGCAAGAAGGCAACCACAGUGGCUGGCACUCCAUGCCAGGAAUGGGCUGCCCAGGAGCCCCACAAACAUAACAUCUUCACUCCAGAGACAAACCCACGGGCGGGUCUGGAAAAAAACUACUGCCGUAAUCCUGAUGGUGAUGUCAACGGUCCCUGGUGCUACACGACGAAUCCGAGAAAACUUUUUGACUACUGUGAUGUCCCUCAGUGUGCGUCCUCUUCAUUUGACUGUGGGAAACCCCAAGUGGAGCCGAGGAAAUGUUCUGGAAGGGUCGUAGGAGGGUGUGUGGCCCACGCACAUUCUUGGCCCUGGCAAAUCAGUCUUAGAACACGGUUUGGAACGCACUUCUGUGGAGGCACGUUGAUAUCCCCGGAGUGGGUGCUGACUGCCGCCCACUGCUUGGAGAAGUCCUCAAGGCCUUCAUAUUACAAAGUUAUCUUGGGUGCACACCAUGAAGUGAAUCUUGAACCGGAUGUUCAGGAAAUAGAAGUGUCCAAGCUUGUUUUGGAGCCCACACGAGCAGACAUGGCCUUGCUGAAGCUGCGCAGCCCCGCUGUCAUCAACGACAAGGUCAUCCCAGCUUGUCUGCCGGCCGCAAACUACGUGGUCGCUGACCGCACAGAGUGUUACAUCACGGGCUGGGGAGAGACCCAAGGUACCUCUGGUGCCGGCAUUCUCAAGGAAGCCCAGCUGCCUGUGAUUGAGAAUAAAGUGUGUAAUCGCUUCGAGUAUCUGAACGGAAGAGUCAAAUCGACUGAGCUCUGCGCUGGGCACUUGUCUGGAGGCACUGACAGUUGCCAGGGUGACAGCGGAGGGCCUCUGGUUUGCUUCGAGAAGGACAAAUACAUCUUACAAGGAGUCACUUCUUGGGGUCUUGGCUGUGCACGCCCCAAUAAGCCAGGUGUCUAUGUUCGUGUUUCAAGGUAUGUUACUUGGAUUGAAGAAGUCAUGAGAAAUAAUUAA
Messenger RNA from Cynocephalus volans (Philippine flying lemur), 2433 nucleotides. RefSeq names its product plasminogen (gene PLG). Gene Ontology annotation, biological process: proteolysis. The coding region runs from base 1 to 2433 and encodes 810 amino acids. Lineage: Eukaryota; Metazoa; Chordata; Mammalia; Dermoptera; Cynocephalidae. The record is from RefSeq and is a predicted model, not a curated record. The transcript is spliced from 19 exons. Gene Ontology annotation, molecular function: serine-type endopeptidase activity; signaling receptor binding.